GCCGGAUAUAGAGCAGCGGGGAACCAUAUGAAGAGCAAGUUCUUGCCAGGCACUCGCGAAGACCUCUUCGCCAGCCUCAAUGCAUGGGCUUCAGGCAAGGAUCCAAGUAUCACCGGGAAGAGUGACGUCUGUAUCCUCACUGGUGUAGCUGGCGCGGGAAAAUCCACCAUCGCAGUCGAGUUUGCCAGGCGCCUCGACGAAGACUUGCUUGCCCUGGGCGCAUCUUUCUUCUUUGCCACCGGCGACGCUGAGCGCUCGACUACUCGUCUCUUCUUCCCUACAAUCGCAUAUCAAGUCGCGAAGUCUCGAGGGGAUAUCAGGGAUUUCAUUGUCGACGCCAUCCCCAAACACCUCGAACACGGUCAGCACCAGCAACUUCAGUACGAAGCUACCCAUCUCCUCCAGGAACCCUUUUCCUUCGUCCAUGCACUACACCCUACAUUCAUCAUCGUUGUUGACGCUCUGGAUGAAUGCGUGGAACCCACCGAUCGCAGGCUCCCCAGCACGAUGAUGGAUUUACUCAUUUCUUGCGCAAAGCAGGCCCCCUUCCCUGUCAAAAUCCUUCUCACUUCGCGUCCGGAGGACGUCAUCGAAGACACCAUCGUGUCAAGCGUAGGCUCCAGGGAAGAGAUCCAUACUCUUGAUCUCAGCGAACAGUCUCGCGAAUCGAUGGACCGCGAUGUCAAGGUCCUCAUCCAGCACGAGUUGAAGACCGCGUACCCCGGCCGCGACCUUCUCGAGGGCCGCGACGAUCUCGUCACAACAUACAUCUCAGUGCCAGGGUUGCAACCAAACCCCUGUAAGGCCCAAGGUUGCAACCAGCGUACGGUUGCAACCGUACCACGGUUGUAA
Molecule: messenger RNA, 852 nt
Organism: Epithele typhae
Lineage: Eukaryota; Fungi; Basidiomycota; Agaricomycetes; Polyporales; Epitheliaceae
Exons: 1
Source: RefSeq, a predicted model, not a curated record